AUGACUUCUUCAUCCCUCCCCCCCGCCUCCUCCCCCUUCGUCGUCCUCGCCGCCGCCUCCCCCUCCGAGCACCGUCACGCGUGGCGCGCCACCCACCCUUCCUGGGGCCGCGGCCUCACCCUCGCGCAGUACAUUGCGCGCGAGGAGCACCUCCUCACCCACACGGCCCUCGCCCGCGACGGCGGCCUAACGCCCUGGAUCCUCACCACCACCACCGCUGGCGACGAUCCGCGCCCGGUCCUCUCUAGCUGCGAGACUCUGGCGAAGCGCGCCAUUGUCGCGAGCCCGGACGGGAGUAGCGUCACCGACGUUGUCGCGCACGGCGUCGCGAGCGUCUUUACAGAGCCAGGGUACCGGUCCCGCGGCUACGCGGGCAGGAUGAUGGAGCUGCUCGGCGCGGCGCUCGCGCGGAGGGAAGAGGCCUCGCCGGGGGCUGCCCGGUUCUCGGUGCUGUUUUCCGAUAUCGGGCCGCGGUUCUACGCGAACCAUCAGUGGAAGCCAAUGGGCAACAUGCACCUCGCAUUUCCCGUCGGCGGCGGCGGCGGCGGCGGCGACAGCGUGUCAUCUACAUCUACGCCCGCUUGCAUCACUGAGCUCACCGACCAGCACCUCGAGGCACUCACCGCGCGCGACGAGCAGCUUCUCCGCGCGCAGCUCUCGCGGCCCAUUGCCGACGCCGACGCCCGUCAAACUCUGCGCGUCGCCGUCCUACCCGACUACGCGACGCUCGAGUGGCACUUUCGGCGCGAGGACCACCACAUGCCGGGGAACCUCCCCGGCCCGGCCACUCCUCGGGUGCGCGGCGCGCUGUACACGCCACCAACGCCUGGUAAUGACGCCAGUGACACCCGCCGCCGCGUCUGGGGGUUCUGGGUGCGGUCAAGGUCCGACGGCGCGUCGUCGUCGUCGUCGCCGGUCGUGACGGUCCUGCACUUUUUGCGGCUCGUGGUGGAAGACGACGCGCAGACGUCGGACGAGGAGCUGGCGGCGGCCCUCGACGGCAUCAUGGAGGUGGCGAGGCGCGAGGCGGCAGGCUGCGGGGCCAGCAGCGUCGAGAUGUGGAAUCCGUCGGCGAGGGUGGCCGCCGUGUUUCGGGAGAGGCUGCCGCAGCUCCAAGGCAGGAUCGUGCAGCGUGACGAGAGCAGUCUGGCCAGUUUGCGGUGGUUUGGCGCCGGCUCGGUAGAUGACGUGGAAUGGGUCGCCAACGAAAAGUUUGCGUGGUGUUGA
This is a messenger RNA of Beauveria bassiana ARSEF 2860, 1227 nucleotides long. RefSeq names its product GNAT family acetyltransferase, putative. Bases 1 to 1227 code for a protein of 408 amino acids. The transcript has a single exon. The record is from RefSeq and is a predicted model, not a curated record. NCBI's taxonomy places the organism in Eukaryota, Fungi, Ascomycota, Sordariomycetes, Hypocreales, Cordycipitaceae.